Anopheles gambiae (African malaria mosquito) is the source of this 1563-nucleotide messenger RNA. RefSeq lists its product as uncharacterized. The record is from RefSeq and is a predicted model, not a curated record. The coding region runs from base 159 to 1250 and encodes 363 amino acids. Gene Ontology annotation, molecular function: FMN binding; oxidoreductase activity. The transcript is spliced from 3 exons. NCBI's taxonomy places the organism in Eukaryota, Metazoa, Arthropoda, Insecta, Diptera, Culicidae.
CAAUGCCUACCCCGCUUAAACGCUACCAAACCUCCUUCAAGCCCAUAAAGUCUUCUCCCACCUUUUAAAACUGCUCAUGGCGAAACGGCAAACUCACGCCAGUUCAAGUUGUACUAGCAAGUGGUCCAGACGUUGCCAGUGUUUGCCUAUUCACAACCAUGGCCCUAGUGUCCGUUCGUGAUUACGAGAAGCGUGCCCACGAAAUCAUACCCCGGAAUGCGCUCGACUACUACCGCAGCGGUGCCGGGGACGAACUAUCCCUCCACCUUAACCGAACCGGCUUCGAUCGGCUCCGGAUCCGACCGCGGAUGCUGCAGGGUGGCUCCACCCGGGACCUAUCCUGUACCGUGUUUGGGCAGCGCUUCUCGAUGCCGAUCGCCAUCUCACCCACCGCCAUGCAACGGAUGGCCCAUCCCGACGGUGAGGUAGCGAACGCGAAAGCGGCCGCCACCCGGCAAGUUCUCUUCACGCUCAGCACCAUCAGCACGAGCUCGAUCGAGCAGGUGGCGGAAGCGACACCGAACGCACCGAAGUGGUUCCAGCUGUACAUCUACCGCGACCGGCAGCUGACCGAGGAGCUGGUACGGCGGGCCGAACGGGCCGGCUUUCGGGCGAUCGUGCUGACCGUCGAUGCGCCACUGUUCGGUUUGCGGCGGGCGGAUAUGCGCAACAAGUUUUCCCUACCACCGCACCUGAGCAUGGCGAACUUCGUCGGUAAGGCAGCGAGCAUCCGCAGCCAGGGCGGUUCGGGCAUCAACGAGUACAUCGCGGAACAGCUCGAUCCAACACUGUCCUGGGACGACGUUAAGUGGCUGCUCGGCUUCACCAAGCUGCCCGUCAUCGUGAAGGGUAUCCUGACGCGCGAAGAUGCCAUCAUUGCGGCCGAUCUCGGUGUACAAGGCAUCUUCGUGUCGAAUCAUGGUGCGCGACAGUUGGAUUCGGUACCAGCAUCGAUUGAAGCACUGCCGGAAAUUGUCGCUGCCGUUGGUGGACGGGUAGAAAUCUUUCUAGACGGUGGCAUCACACAAGGUACGGACGUGUUCAAGGCGCUGGCACUGGGUGCGCGGAUGGUGUUUUUCGGUCGCCCUGCCCUCUGGGGAUUGGCCGUCAAUGGGCAGGCGGGUGUUGAGCAUGUGCUGGACAUUUUGCGCAACGAGCUGGACCUGACGAUGGCACUGGCCGGUUGCAAAACGCUCGCGGACAUCACGAAGGAGUAUGUGGUGCACGAGAAUUAUUAUAGUAAGCUUUGAGCUUUGCAGGGAAUCGUCGUGUUGGUGGAGGAAGUGUUUUACCAAAACUGCAACUCAACGAUUUCAAGGAAUUUCAUAGCGUGAGAUGAUAAAUUCGUUCAAAAGACCUUCUCACAUCAUAGUGAUAUUUUGAGAACCUAUUUGUCUGUUCUCUUCGUAUUGAAAUUUCAUGCACACCUGCAAUACAAAGAUGUAGAAAGUUUAACUGUGACAGUCCAAUGAUGACCAUUUUUAAGAGAGAGUUCAAUGAUGGUCAUAAUAAUCUGACCAGUCUUAAAAACUGUAGAGAACAACAUAGAACAUUGAGUAGAAA